GGGCGGGCGGCGCGGCGGUCUCGCGAGGGGGCGCGUGGCGGCGUGCUGCGCGCGGGGGCCGCGCUGGGGGCCGGCGGCGGAGGCGCGGGCCGGGCCGGGCCGAGCUGAGAACCGGCGUAGAACGGGCAGCCGUGCAGAAGCCAUGGGUUUGUCGGCCUCCGCUCCGGCUGCUGCGGGCCAACCGCUGAGUGCGCCCCAGCACCGUCAGGUGGCAUCUCCACCGUCGGAGUGUCCAAUGCACCAGGAAAAAAUGAGCGGUUGUCCAAUGCACAUGAAGACUCCUGAUCAUAGAACUGAGAACACAGACGAUGUUCCUGCACAUCAAGAAAGAGCGUAUGAAUUUGUGGCGUGUCCGGUGAAGUCUGGUGCAUCUGAAAUGAAAGAUGACAUAGAUCCUAGCAAUAUGAUGCCACCUCCUAAUCAGCAGCCAUCUCCAGGUCAACCAUUUCCAUUGUCAACUGUUAGAGAAGAAUCUUCCAUUCCUAGAGCACAUUCUGACAAGAAAUGGGUCUACCCUUCAGAGCAAAUGUUCUGGAAUGCUAUGUUGAGAAAAGGGUGGAGGUGGAAAGAUGAUGACAUAACAAGUGAAGACAUGACCAACAUUAUUAAGAUUCACAAUCAAAAUAACGAGCAAGCUUGGAAGGAGAUUUUGAAGUGGGAAGCUCUUCACGCUGGGGAAUGUCCCUGUGGACCAUCACUGAUGCGGUUUGGAGGCAAAGCAAAGGAGUAUUCACCAAGAGCCAGAAUACGUUCAUGGAUGGGAUAUGAACUUCCCUUCGACAGACAUGACUGGAUUGUUGACCGAUGUGGGAAAGAAGUGCGGUAUGUUAUUGAUUACUAUGACGGUGGAGCAGUAGAUAAGAACUACCAGUUCACUGUCCUGGAUGUUCGCCCUGCAUUUGACUCUCUCUCAGCUGUAUGGGACAGAAUGAAGGUAGCUUGGUGGCGGUGGACUUCCUAACUACUCCUGUGGUGUGUAGUCGAGAAGUAAACCACUUUCCUCCUAGACAAAGGAUAAGUGAAUACCGGGACUUGAAACAGAAGUUCACUGCAACUGUCAUUAUUUUCAUCAUCACCACUAUUCUUUGGGGAUGGGAAGGGAGAAUGGGGAAAUCCAUUGUUAAGUACACUGAUGCAUUAUGGUGUUUUGAAAUAAUAAAAUUAAAGCAGCAAAAACAUGUAUCUUAAUUUUCUUAAGAGCUGGGAAAUAUUUUCUUACUUAGUUGCAGAUUCUGCAUAAACUUUCCUUUACAUUUCAUGACUCCAGUGCUGCAUCAAAUACAUUAGGUUUCUGAUUCUGACUGCAGCUUUGAGUAUUACUUAAAGAGUGAAAACUGGAAAUUUCGUAAACAAUUUCAUAUACAAAUAAAAGAGUAUUUGGAUACUUAGAUGAUGAAUAAAGAGUAGAAGAUCUGGACUGUUCCAAAUUGCAUGUUUUAAUAACUACAUAAAGCCAUGUAAUUGUUUUCAAAUGGGCACUUUACCUGUUCAAAUACAUACUUCCUCAGAAAACUUCAGUCAAGUUUAUUCUGUUAAAGGAAGUAUAGUAUAGUAUGAAUAUUUUUAAAGGUGUGUUAGGUUGGAAAGGAAAAUAUACUCGGGCCUUAAUCUGCAAUUUAUCUUUGAACAGAAGAACAUCUGUUAGAAACAAAAUGAGUGUGAGUGACUUUUAAAACAACGUUUCUAAAAGGAGAUUAAAUUGAUAUUUAAUGGCUAUUUAUUCAAGUAAUUUAAGAGGUUUGUUUUCUGAUGUAAGAGAACUAUUCUUUUAGUAUUUUCAUGUCUUUAUUGUGUGUCCCGUAAUGCAUUCAGGACAGAACUAAGCCUUAUUUAAAGAAACUGUCAUGCAGUGCAUCUGUAUUUUGCAUCUUCACUUCAUCAACUGUACCAUAGUGAGUUUUUUUUAUAUAAUAUGGAAUUGCACAACGGUGUAUGACUACACGGUCAUACAUGUUUCUGCAUAGUAAUUAUAGUGAGACUUAUUACAGAUGUUUAUAUAACUUGGCUAAAAGGGUAUCAAAAUUGCCAAGAAAUAAGGUUGAUUUGAGUGCUUUCUAAGAGUGAUGCACAUUAAUGGUGUGCGGAUUAAAGAUUUGAGUAAUGUUUGUGCUUAAUAAGGGAAAAUUUACUUUUUUUUUAAGUCUUCCACUGUAAUAGCUUUAAAUUUGCAUGGCUUGGUAAAUCUCAGGUGCCACAUACCCCUAAAUUUAAAUUAUUCCUCCCUUUCAGCAUAUGUAUUACUUUUGAGAAGGAGUUUUUCCUGCAAAACACUUGAGAAUGGAAGGAGUAAGAGCAUCACGUUGUAGUUUCUCAGAUGGGGGGAGAAACUUCCUUCAGGAAACUUCACAACCUCAAUGGGGAACCAGCUGUACAUUCACUUCUUGAAAGUUGUGAUUUUUAACUGACAUUGGAAGCUUUUUCUUUUUUCCUGAGGGGAAAGCCCCUCAAUGUUUCAGUACCCAGAAGUCCAGAAUCCUAAGAGAAAACUACACUCUUACCCCUAUCCACUUUCCUCAUUCCUUUUUCACCUUUUUAGUGAUUCAUAUAUGUAUUUACAUAUAUAUAUAUAUAUAUAAAAAUGAAAAAUAGUUUGGGGCAAAAACCCCCUCCAUCUGAGUGGGCCAUGUAUAUAUGAGAUAGGUGAGAAGAAUGUGAGCUUGUAUGAAGCAUAUCUGAUAAAGAGCUGCUCUUCUCUGUUCUAGCGUGAAGACUGAGGCUUACUGUUUUUUGGGGUGGGAUUUUUUGUUUGUUUGUUACAUACAUUGGGUAACUUGAUACAUGUAGAUUCUGCAUUUUUCACAACUAGAUAUGGAAAAGGUACGCCAGUGUAAGGAGCGCUUCAGAAGCUUCAAAAGAACAAGUUUGCUUUAUUGAUUUUGGAAGCAUGAUGUUGAGUGCAUUAUGGAAAUUGUAAUUGCUGCUAAAUCUGGUGAAAGGUGUCACAUGCUACUUGAUGCGUUUACCGUCUUCCGUUAUGUUCCAUCUCACAUAGAUUCAAACCUGUUCUUUUCUGUGCUACUGUUAAUGAAAUAUACUACUUUGUCAUCAAACUACAAGAAGAAUCAAAUAAAUGUACUUUUCUUAA
Molecule: messenger RNA, 3085 nt
Organism: Falco peregrinus (peregrine falcon)
Lineage: Eukaryota; Metazoa; Chordata; Aves; Falconiformes; Falconidae
Product: holocytochrome c-type synthase
Exons: 7
Coding region: 143-961 (272 amino acids)
Biological process (GO): cytochrome c-heme linkage
Cellular component (GO): mitochondrion
Molecular function (GO): holocytochrome-c synthase activity
Source: RefSeq, a predicted model, not a curated record